GACACACAUCAAUGAUGACAACAUGAUUUGAUCGCUCAUCGUAUCUGUUUCCUGUGAGUUUUAUACAAGUGCAGUCAGACUGCUGAGUGAAAGAGGACGUUUGUCUUGGCGCAUGCUGCCUUUUUGCAUCAAAAUCAGUGACGUCCACACUUUUGACGCAGUCACAGCAUGCACUGUGUGAGCAGAGGAGGCUGCUACCUGGUCAACUCCUACUGUGACCUUCAGGAGGACAACCAGUGGAGGAAGGAGAGCUACCAAGCAUGUUGGCUGAGCCUGGUCCUAGAGACUAGACCGCAAUACAAGCUGACACUGUCAGAGACAGACAGCGUUCAGAGAGAGAGUUACAAGCAGCAACAGGUGGUCCACUUCAUGGUCCAGAGGAGCCCCAGCCAGACACUGAGACUGGGCAGCAACAGCAGAGCCAUGACAAAGCACCAGCUUCCCCUCCUCAGCGCCUACAGGGACCUACAUCGUGCAACAACCACCCUUGGGCGCCCAGAACGACAGCCAGUCACAUUAAGGAAGGGGAAUACCGGAGUGGGUGAACAGGAAGUGACUGCUACAACUCAGGACCUCAGCAAGCCAGUCAGAGUGAACUUCAGGGCCUCGAGCCUGAUGUCCUCACCGAGGGAAACCUGCCAUCGGGCGCAGAGGAGGGAGUGAAGCAAGGAGGUGGUCGCUAUUUAAAAUUGCACUUCAGAAAAUAUAACAUUGCCAUUGUUAUUGCAACUUACUUAUUAAUAAAUUUAAAGCUACUGUAUAGUGUAGAGCACUUGUGUAAACUAUCUAAGCUGUAACUUUUCGUUAACUUAUUAACUUUAGGAGAGUUUCACUGUUUUGUUUUUUCUCUCUUAGUUAAAUUACCAAGCUAUUAUCUUUAAAAACAAUGCUAAAUUGAUCAUGUAAAAUGCAAUGACAUAAAGUAUUGUAGAUAUGAACACAUUGUGGCUGAUUCUUUACCACGAUAAUAAAGUGUUCCAGGAAGAAAUGACACUUGUCACACUGUUAGUGAUUUCCAUGCCUAAUAAAGCCUGAUGAAAGAGUG
Molecule: messenger RNA, 1045 nt
Organism: Chelmon rostratus (copperband butterflyfish)
Lineage: Eukaryota; Metazoa; Chordata; Actinopteri; Chaetodontiformes; Chaetodontidae
Product: telethonin
Exons: 2
Coding region: 169-663 (164 amino acids)
Biological process (GO): detection of muscle stretch; cardiac muscle contraction; skeletal muscle contraction
Cellular component (GO): Z disc
Molecular function (GO): titin Z domain binding; titin binding; structural constituent of muscle
Source: RefSeq, a predicted model, not a curated record